CAGGGCAGAAUCGCAAAUGCGAUUAUUCAGAGAGCCUUCGUCGAGUAUCAAGAAGAUGACAAUCCCACAAAGUGCAACAAGGUCCGCUGCACCUACUGUGGUUCAGUCCGCGCUAAGAACACGACUCGUCAAGUUGAGCAUCUGCAGGAGUGUCAAGCAUACCUCAGCUCUCCCGACUACGUCGAGUCCCUGAACGACGUCGACAACUCCCAGCUGGACGAGGGCAAUACCAGCCUCAUGUCUGGGAUCAACAACUCACCCCUACAGGCCACACCCAACUCGGCCCAGAGAAAUCAGUUUUUGAUGGGCAACAGGCCCAACCCAGGUCUCCAGGUCAACCGUCGCGGACCUAACAAGCGCACUCGGGAUGGCCAGGUCAAGCCUGGCCAACGCGCCAUGCCUCCUCCUAUCGCUCCCAACCCACCCGCUCAGACCCCAAGUCUUGCUGCCUACCUCUUGACUCAGAACGCUGCUCCUUUCACAGCUGCAACCCAAACAUCCUUCCUCUCGCAUGCUGGUUGCGGCACCCUCAGUGCUGGCGCAAUGGGCCAGUGGCUGGCACAAGACUCACACAUCUCCCGCGGUUACAUUGCCUUUGUCGGCCAGCUCAUUGGCAAGAUCCGCCUGCCCAUCGUCGCGAACUCACAAUCACACCCUCUUUAUCGAGCUAUGGACUUGCUAAUCAGUGCCUUGAACAAUGUUCGAAGAGAGAUGAGCUUCUUCGAAAUCACCGCUACCAAGUACAACCUACAGGUGCCAAAAGAGGAGCCUAACCCAAUCACAAGAAGCUUCCUCGACUUGUUCGUGUCGGCAAGUUCGCCUGCUGCAAGUUUGCUUGAGGGGGCUGUCGUACUCUGGGCUAUCGAGCAUUGUUACCGUGCUUCUUGGUCAUAUGCUGCUAGCUUCUCAACAGGUCUCCACCAGCCCAUCCUGCCAUACUCUUCCAACGGUGACUCGCACAAUGCUGCUCUUCAUCAGUCACUGAUUCCAAACUGGACAUCAGCUGCAUUUGCAAAGUUCGUGGACGCCUGUAAGGCUGUCGUUGAUGAGCUCGCCAAUGCCGAGACUUCGCCUAAUGGUCGUGAGCAAAUGUCCAGGUGUCUCAGUGCAUUCAACCAAGUUCUCUGGCUUUGGGAACGCACCUGGCCAUCAGUCGAUGGUAUGGGUGAGGAGAACGAGAGC
Messenger RNA from Aureobasidium namibiae CBS 147.97, 1182 nucleotides. Its product is annotated as heme oxygenase-like protein. The annotation marks the transcript as partial. The transcript is spliced from 2 exons. NCBI's taxonomy places the organism in Eukaryota, Fungi, Ascomycota, Dothideomycetes, Dothideales, Saccotheciaceae. The record is from RefSeq and is a predicted model, not a curated record.